Cicer arietinum (chickpea) is the source of this 1237-nucleotide messenger RNA. RefSeq names its product protein TORNADO 2-like. NCBI's taxonomy places the organism in Eukaryota, Viridiplantae, Streptophyta, Magnoliopsida, Fabales, Fabaceae. The record is from RefSeq and is a predicted model, not a curated record. Gene Ontology annotation, biological process: auxin-activated signaling pathway. Gene Ontology annotation, cellular component: membrane.
AGAAGAUGGGACAAAAAAAUGAUAAAGACAUUCACACCUUUUUAUGAAACACCCAACCCCAAACACCAUUUCAUAUUUCAUCAUCUUUGAACAAAGAACAAAAUCCACAACGAAGUAAAAAAAAAAAAGGAUGGCAAUGAGCAACAAUAUAAUAGGAGCAAUAAAUUUAGUAGCAAUAGUCCUCUCAAUCCCAAUAAUAGGUGCUGGAAUAUGGCUAACAAACGAACCAGCGGACACAUGUGUGAAGUUUCUCCAAUGGCCAGUGAUAAUCCUGGGAGUUCUCAUAUUAAUAGUGUCUCUAGCUGGUUUCAUUGGUUCUUUUUGGAGAGUGUCAUGUCUUCUUAUAUUCUACCUCGUUUCAAUGCUUGUGCUUAUUAUACUCCUUGUUUGUUUGGUGGUUUUUGUUUAUAUGGUAACGGUACGAGGUCAUGGUAACAUUGAACCUAAUCGGGCUUAUUUGGAAUACCGUUUGGAUGAUUUUUCAGGGUUUCUUCGUAGAAGGGUCAGAAGUUCUUUUAAGUGGGAUACUAUUAGGAGUUGUCUUAGUUCAACAAAUAUGUGUGCUGAGUUGAAUCAAAGUUACCGUAUGGCUAUGGAUUUCUUUAACGCACGUUUAACACCAAUGCAGUCAGGGUGCUGCAAGCCACCAACACAAUGUGCAUACACAUUUGUGAACCCAACCUAUUGGAUUAGCCCAAUAAACAAUGCAGCAGAUAUGGAUUGUCUUCAAUGGAGCAACGACCAAACACAACUUUGUUACAAUUGUGACUCGUGCAAGGCUGGUUUGUUGGCAAAUCUUAGAAAGGAAUGGAAAAGAGCUAAUGUGAUAUUGAUCAUAACCGUCAUUGUUUUAAUUGUGGUUUAUUUGGUUGGUUGCUUUGCUUUUAGGAAUGCCAAGACUGAAGAUCUCUUUCGCAAAUACAAACAAGGCUAUACUUGAUCAUCACAAUAUUUAAUUACUAGUAUAUGCUUGAUGAAAUUGGGUAAUUUUGUGUAGUUUAAUUAAAAAAUGAAUGUAGUAGUAUGAAUUUGUGUGUGUCACAUAUUUUGAGAAGAAAAAAGAUGCUUGUUUUGAUAAUAAAAGGUAUACGGAGCUGAGCGUGAUUUAAGGAAGCCACCGAAAGCUGAUGUCUCGAAUUUCGAGUUCCUCAACAAAGGCAGUUAUGAGAGACUUUCGGGGCUCUUUGUCUUUGUCUUGUCCGAUUCAUCUAAAUUACUAUAUCUCUAUUUGAUAUCA